This is a messenger RNA of Tarenaya hassleriana, 1193 nucleotides long. RefSeq names its product bifunctional dTDP-4-dehydrorhamnose 3,5-epimerase/dTDP-4-dehydrorhamnose reductase-like. The record is from RefSeq and is a predicted model, not a curated record. Lineage: Eukaryota; Viridiplantae; Streptophyta; Magnoliopsida; Brassicales; Cleomaceae. Gene Ontology annotation, cellular component: methionine adenosyltransferase complex. Gene Ontology annotation, biological process: S-adenosylmethionine biosynthetic process. Bases 96 to 998 code for a protein of 300 amino acids. The transcript has 2 exons. Gene Ontology annotation, molecular function: methionine adenosyltransferase regulator activity.
AAGAGAUGCAUCGGCGAACAUAAACGUCUGCCUCUCGUGCCAUUUUCAGAUCUCUCUCUCUCUCUUUCUCUCGGCGAGAUUCUUGUUGUGUGAUAAUGGGUGCGGAGGUCAACGGCUCGCCCGCGGCGUUCAACUUCCUAAUCUACGGCCGGACAGGUUGGAUCGGCGGUCUGCUCGGUAAGAUCUGCGAAUCUCAGGGUAUUCCGUACACUUACGGCUCCGGUCGGCUCGAGGACCGUCGCUCACUCCUCGCCGACAUUGAGGCCGUGAAGCCGAGCCACGUCUUCAACGCUGCCGGAGUUACAGGAAGACCGAACGUUGAUUGGUGCGAGUCCCACAAGGUCGAGACCAUCCGUACGAAUGUUGUCGGAACCCUAACGCUCGCCGAUGUGUGCAAGGAACAGGGAUUGGUUUUGAUCAAUUACGCCACGGGCUGUAUUUUCGAGUACGAUUCGGGUCAUCCUCUCGGGUCGGGUGUCGGGUUCAAGGAGGAGGAUACUCCCAAUUUCACCGGGUCGUUCUACUCUAAGACCAAGGCCAUGGUGGAGGAACUGCUCAAGAACUACGAAAACGUAUGCACACUCCGUGUCCGGAUGCCCAUCUCAUCCGAUCUCUCCAAUCCACGGAACUUCAUAACCAAGAUUACUCGAUACAGCAAAGUAGUCGACAUCCCCAACUCCAUGACAAUCCUCGACGAGCUUCUCCCAAUCUCCAUCGAGAUGGCAAAGCGGAACUUAACCGGGAUCUGGAAUUUCACCAACCCGGGAGUCGUGAGCCACAACGAGAUCCUCGAGAUGUACAGGGAGUACAUUGAUCCGAACUUCACCUGGAAGAAUUUCACUUUGGAAGAGCAGGCUAAGGUUAUCGUUGCCCCGAGGAGUAACAACGAGCUCGACGCCAAGAAACUGAGCGCCGAGUUCCCGGAGAUGAUGUCCAUUAAGGAGUCCCUCGUCAAGUUUGUGUUCGAGCCGAACAAGAAGACACAGGUUAAAGCUUGAGAUGGAAAGCCACGGUCGGUCCAGAAACUGAAACUGAAACUGAAACAGAGAGAGUUGGGAUAAAGAAAUUGAAUGAACUUUUAGGGUUUAUUAUGUGAUGGAAUUGAAGUGUUCUGAUUUUUUGUAUUUUGCCGAUGUUGUAUUGUUAUAAACUUUGAUUACAAAUAAAAAGCCGCAGGUCCUCUUUCAUUAUUA